This is a messenger RNA of Durusdinium trenchii, 318 nucleotides long. NCBI's taxonomy places the organism in Eukaryota, Dinophyceae, Suessiales, Symbiodiniaceae. The record is from the annotation of a GenBank genome assembly.
AUGAUGCCAUUGUUGGCAACUGGCUUGGAUGUUUGCAGACGACUGUCAUUGACCAUACUCCAGUAUACUAUCAGUGUACUCCAACUUGCUCCUCAACACAAUGCCGUUGCCACAUUUACAGUAUGUGGAGUGCAUGGCCUUUGGCAGCAGGUGAUAAUGUCACGAGUGCUGGCCGAAUGCCAAAAAGCAUCACUUCCUGAACUCUGCUGGUUUUGCCUUUCCGAAAAUGAAGCUGCGAUGUCCUUCUACCAGAGGAUGGGGUUCAAGCCAACACCUGCCACGGUGUGGAACUAUCCAGGGAUGUAUGAGGCUGCUUGA